UGACGUCAGUCGUCAGUGUGUCUUCUGUGUUCGUCAGGGACGUUCGUGGACGUACCCGUCGGCCGUUCCCGAUGCUGUUGACGUGAUUCGCCAUGUUUGAGUUGCGUUUACUGGCGUAAAUUAAAUCCCGCGAGCGUGAAAUUUUGAUUUUUGAGUGUUUAGUUUCGCCUCUGUGCUGUGGAUUACAACCCCAUUUUGGAUUUGCACCUUCCUCAAGAUGAGUUGGGGCACCGAGCUUUGGGACCAGUAUGAAAACUUAUCUUUUCAUACGCAAAAAGGGAUCGACUUUUUGGAAAAGUAUGGACAGUUCAUUCGCGACCGGUGUCAGAUAGAGAUGGAAUAUGCUGGCAAAUUAAGGAGGCUGGUCAAGAACCAUCAACCAAAGAAGAAGGAGGAGGAGGAGUAUCAGUACAGUCCGUGCAGGGCAUUUAAGCUGGUGAUGAAUGAAGUGAAUGACCUGGCUGGGCAACAUGAAGUUAUUGCAGAAAAUUUACAAACACACAUCAUUCGGGAAGUUGGAAUACUGGUGAAAGAUUUUAAGGAGGAGAGGAAAAAGCAUUUACAGGAUGGAGCUAGAAUGAUGACAAAUCUGACAAAUCAAGUAGCCACUUUGGAAAGAGCCCGUAAAAAUUAUGAAAAGGCAUUUAAGGAAGCAGAACGCGCCUUGGAUAAUUAUCAGCGAGCAGACGCAGAUCUUAACUUAUCACGAUUGGAUGUAGAGAAGCAAAGAACAAACAUGACAAUAAAAUCACAACAGUGUGAGGACACUAAAAACGAGUAUGCUAAUCAACUUCAGAAAACAAAUGACCUACAGGCACAACACUACCAGAAUCUUAUGCCAGAUGUUUUCCAACACUUGCAAGAAUUAGAUGAAAAGAGAAUCAAAAACAUAAAAAAUUUCAUGACCCAAUCAGUAGAUAUUGAGAGAAGUGUAUUUCCAAUUAUCAAUCAGUGUUUAGAUGGUAUUCUCAGAGCAGCAGAUCAAAUUAAUGAAAAAGAGGAUACUCAAAUGGUAAUAGAGAGGUACAAGUCAGGCUUCCUCCCACCCGGGGACUACCAAUUUGAAGACCUUAGUGCAGUGAAAAGUGGGGAAGCUCAACCGAUGAUUAUCAACAAUGCUAUCACCUCAAUCAGACCAGAGGCCAUGACAGUCAAGGGAACAAUGUCUGCUGGAAAAUUGAAGAAGAGAGUAGGACUAUUCGGAAUUUUCAGCUCAAACAAGAACAAUCUUUCUCCAUAUGGUGAAAAUAAGGAGGACUACAGUGACUUACCACCCAAUCAGAGGAAGAAGAAAUUGCAACAAAGAUUGGAAGAAAUCUCUGCUAAAAUUCAGCAGGAAACAGCAGCAAGGGAUGGAUUAAUGAAGAUGAAAGGCGUUUAUGAACAAAACCCAGCUUUAGGUGAUCCUAUGUCAAUAGAAGGUCAAUUAAAUGAAAGUGGUCAUAAAUUAGACAAACUCAGACAGGAACAACACAAGUUCCAAAUGUACUUGGAGGAAGCUCAAGACAAUGGGGCUUCUAUCAUGAAUGUAUCCCCGUCAGUCCCUGGCCGCCGUCUCAAGUCACAACCUUCUCGUCUCAUUAAUGGAGGAGGGCAACGUCAUCACCGACAUAGUGGAGGCUCUGGUGGUGAAGAAGAGUCCCUUAGUCGAUCUGCCUCAGAUUCAAGUGUUUCAAAUCCUACUACCAAUAACAAGCAGUCAGCUCCUGGAACUCCUCUUCCAUUGCAUAACUCUUCACACAGCCCCGAGUCAGGACUGGGCACAUCACAUACAUCCUUGCCAGACUCAGAUGAGCCAGAGCCAACAGAUAUUGACGGCAAUGCCCAGCCAGAAUAUUAUGAUGCUGAUCAGCUCCCAGCGCUUGGUAUUUGCAGAGCACUAUAUCCAUUUGAAGCCACUAGUGAAGGUUCCAUUCCUAUGUAUGAUGGUGAGGAACUCCAUAUAAUAGAACUAGACCAAGGAGAUGGAUGGACUCGUGUUCGGAGACAGGGAGAUACUGAAGAAGGUUUUGUGCCCACAUCUUACAUUGAAUGCACCAUAUUCAACAAUUCCUAGGACUUUUUUCGGGCAGAUGACCUGCAUCAAGUUUCUGCCCGUUGUUCAUUAAGCCAGCACUUCAACAAAGUCAAACAGUUCUUCCACAUUUGAGAAGAUUUGCCUGAUCGCUAACUCUGCUCAACUCUGAUCCUCCAAUGGCAGGCAUAAUUAAUGUAGCAUGCCUUAAUUGUUGAGUGCAGCUAUUAUUCAUACUUCAAGAUAUGCUGAGCACUCUUUGCUCGUAUGCAGCAGUGAGUAAAGAAGUGACUUGUCAAUACAUGAUCGAUUUGAAAAUGCGAUCACUCUAGUCGGCAAGUUAUUAACUUGGGUUGUAUGGAUGCAAGUGGUGUCUAGUUUUCAUUACACACUUAACUCUGUGUAAUUUCUCAAAUAUUCUCUCAAUGUCUUCCAAUUUUGAACGGGGACAGUAAUACCAGUUACCUGUCGAGAGGACAUUGGCUAUUUUAAAUGGGGCACCCCAUUGCUUGCUCUGUACAUUAGUGAAAUUAGCUCAAGAAAUCACUUUUAUUAUUUUUUUUUGCAUUGCUGUCAUAUCUGUACUAGAGCUAGAUUAUCUACAAACCUUAUGAGAUGGUGAAUGAGAGUCAGUACAAGCAUCACUCAUGAAGACUGCUAAUCGUGAAGGUAUAGUUGAAGCUACAAAUUGUUUCACUAUUGUAACAUAAAAUUAUUUUUGUAUUAUGAGGUAGUCCUGCUGUAUUUUGAUCAUAAAUGACAAAGCUCUUUGACACUACAUUAUUUAUUUUAAGAUUUUGACCGUUACUACUACAUAGACAAUUUUUAAUUUCAAUUUCCAUUCUUUUAAAUGUUUUUGUUUGUGAACUAUUGUUUUUUGGUUUCAGUUUGUUUAAUGACUGAGGUGUUAGUGCUGAGUGUGCUAAUUUGUUUAAGGGGAAUGAGCAAGGGCAAGUAACUGGAAGCAAGUUCCAGUCUUUCUGAGAACUGUUUCGGGGGACUGCUGUUAGUAUGUUAUGAUAAAUGAAGUGGAGAGUCAGUGAGUCUAUGACCAAAGUAGUAUGUGAUUCCCUGGAAUGAGGGUAUGUUUCAAUGGAAAUUGAUGCUGCUUCCAUAAGUUGUGCUGAGCGAAGUAUUUUUCUCUUUGAUUAUAUACAACAUGGACAUAAAGUAAUUUUUCUAAAUUAGUUUUGGUGGAAAACAAUUAUAUUGUUUCCUUAUUUUUAAAAACAGUUGCCAAUCAACUCAUUUAUUACCUUAUCGUAAACUAGUACUGUAGCUGCACAAAUUUAAAAGUGAGCAGGUGUAAUCUUAAUUUUGUUCUGUCUCCUUUGCAAGUGCCACAAUUAUUUAUAUACGUCAUUUUACCCAAAAUAUAAAUAAGCGAGCUUGUUUCUGGUAACUUCCCCUUGUGGAUACUUUGCAAAUAUAGAAGAAACUAUCUUCUUCCUCUCAUUAGGCAUCUUUAGUUGAAAGCCAAAUUUUGUUUGUUGUCUUGUUCUUAAAAAUUUUCAGGCAUAGUGAGUAAACGUACCAAUCCCAAUGCAAGUCGUAAAGCGAUCAGGUUUGUAGCGAUAUCUCAGUUAUUUGUCAACUGGGUCAUGAAAGUUAUUAUGAUAGUGCUGGAACAACUGGUAGAACCAUUCAAAAAAGUUUGAAUUUUUUGAAUAUCUGAAUAGGCAAUAUUUUAAAAUGCUAGUAAAAUAUGUUGAAUUAUGUAUGCUCUAGAAUGACUGAUGUUAGAAAUGGUUCAACAGCAUGGGUCAGGUUGAUAUGCUGUGUUCCUGUAAAUAAGAAUAGUCGUCUGUAAAUAUUAUAUUUAUGUACAUAGAGCUGCUUUAUGUGCCGCUCUUUUUUUUCUACCUUACGAUGGUGAAUAUUGUUGUAUAAAUGUAAUAGUAAACACAGUUGGUCUACGUUGUAUAGUGAUUUUUUUCUCUUGUUAUUUUAUCUUGCACUGUUUAAUUUUAUUUCAAUUGAAUUUUCUUUGUCUAUUUUAUGUUAUAUUUUUCCUUCUUGUGUACAGAUCAAAAUUAUUUACCUAACUGUGACUCUGUAUUUAAUAAACAUAAUGUGUAAAGCCAUGUGUAUUUGUCAAUAUUAAUAUUUUGAUUAAUCCUUUCCAUCUGCUGCUGUCAUGCGGUUGUGAACUUGACCCGCUUUUGAUGGUGGAGGAACGGCAUCCUCGCUUAGUGGGCCCUAGGUUAGAAGUUGUAGGUUGUGAACUGCAACUUGACUCAUAUUAGGUAUACAAGCAUUCCUUACCUAUUCGUGCUAGGUUGAUUCUGGUUCUGAUCAAAAUAAAGUAGCUAGACCCAUGACAAUUGUUCUGAAAAUCUGUUGUUGUUCUCCGCAUUGUCUCAUACACUGUAUUUAUUUUGCAUUGAAUGAAUGAAAGAUUUUGUAGCAUAUCUGCCUCCUCUUAUUUUAAAAGAAUUUUUCAUGUACCUGUUAUUGUUGUUUUUGGUUGGAGAAAAAUAUAUCAUGCCAUUAAAAAUGCAUUUGUCAUUUGCUUGUCUGAUCUUUCAAACUUUUUAAAAUUUUAAAGAGAAAGCAACAUGUACAAUUCCAAACAUGUUUCUUUUGUAUUAUUGUUGUUGUGUUGUACUGCUGACAUGAAACAACUGAAGUGCAUGGACAUUGUCUGAUAAUGGGUUAGAUCUUUGAUACUUUAUCCGUCCCAAUGUAUAAUAUAAUAAUGUUUAAGUGUAAUUGCAUUUUGCUGUUCACAUCUGUAUGUCUUAAUGCUUUCCUUUAUUGUGCUUUACAUUAUAAGGUCAUAAAACAGAGUUAUUGUGAAUGUUAUUUUAAUGUGUGAUGAUGUAUACAUCUGCCAUGUUCUGAAAUUUUAAUGUUUUGAACAUCUUUCUUAUGUGUACGGCCAUUUGAGCCGGCUGCUUAACAUGUGAUAAAGUGGGGGGAGGGGGGUAAAGACUCGUGGUUGUCUGGCGUAUUUAAAUUAGCGUUAAGUUUGACAUGGUCUUUUGUAAAACCUAUCCUUAUGCUACUUAAACAGCAAAUGACGCAAGUCGAACAAUUUUCUUCUCACAUAUGCAGAGAGCAGCUUUUGUUUUUAUCUAAAUAUCAUAUAAUAACUAUGCUUUUUGUCAGUUAACUUUUACAAGGAUGAUAUUUUCCCCCUCAAAAAUUGCAUUUGAAAAGAUAGUUGUGUAUUGUGUACUACACUGGACUUCACAGAACAACUGGAACGCAUAGUAGUUUUAGAAUUAAAUUUGAAAAGCAGGGCAUGUACGGGCAUGUAUGUCCCUGCUAGAAAUUCAUACCAAAUGACUGAGACCUGAGUGCCAAUAAAUUUAAACUAAAGCAUUUUUGAAAGAAAUUGUUCACAUCUUAGUAUUAAAUCUUUCAUGAACCAGGCUACUUGAAUGUAGAGUGGUCAAUUGUUCACCAGUGAAGCAAAAUUUAAGCAGGAUAGAUACUGUGCUUGCUAAUAAAAUUUUCUUAACCAUUUUUUUUUUUUUUUUUUGUUGGAACAGUUUGCCAAUAUCUAUUUAAUUCUUCAGUAAGAGCUUUUCUGCUUUGAUACUCUUUUAAAGUAUAAUGAAUCUAAAUAAAAUGGUUUGAGUGAUAAUGACUGACUGUAGGUAAUUUGUUGGCAAUGGUCUGAUCAAUGUGAUAAAUUUCAAGUCUUCAUAUUUUCUGUGUUGGGUUUGGAAGUUUAUUUUGGGGAUCAUCAAAAAUUGCUCCAUCUGCUUCUAUGAAACAGAUUAUCUGUAUCACAUUGAGUAGACCAAUGCUUACAAUGUAAAGUAGGAAAAUUGAAUAUUAUGUAAUCAAAUGUAUGUUGCUAUCUUCUAUAUCCACAAGUGUACAUGUUUGUUUAGGCCAACUGUGUCAUUAGCACCAGAGCAAUUUCAAUUCUGAUUUUUUCUUCAGCUGUACAGCAUCUGAUAUUUUAUGUUAAGAUCUAAAAUAUAAUUAUUGAAUAUA
This is a messenger RNA of Frankliniella occidentalis (western flower thrips), 5965 nucleotides long. RefSeq names its product formin-binding protein 1-like (gene Cip4). The transcript is spliced from 12 exons. Bases 218 to 2056 code for a protein of 612 amino acids. Gene Ontology annotation, molecular function: protein binding. NCBI's taxonomy places the organism in Eukaryota, Metazoa, Arthropoda, Insecta, Thysanoptera, Thripidae. The record is from RefSeq and is a predicted model, not a curated record. Gene Ontology annotation, biological process: signal transduction.